AUGAAGACAAGGAAAGCGCAGGGCAAUGAAGGGGCAAAGAAGGAAGAGGGGAACGGGGUAAAGAAAGACGAAGAAAGAGCACCGGGGAUCCUGCUGGCUCUCGUCUUCUCCGUCAAGUCCAGGGACCGUAAAAACCUGAGUGACUACAAUGGAGCCCAGAGCUACGGAUCCACGGCCAAGCAGCUCAACAUUGCUGCCCUGGUGGUCAGCAUCAUCAUCACUAUCGUCUUCAUUGCUCUGUUCUUCAUCAGGACCACGUACUACACACGUCUUUAG
This is a messenger RNA of Acanthisitta chloris (rifleman), 276 nucleotides long. RefSeq names its product dispanin subfamily A member 2b-like. Gene Ontology annotation, cellular component: plasma membrane. The coding region runs from base 1 to 276 and encodes 91 amino acids. NCBI's taxonomy places the organism in Eukaryota, Metazoa, Chordata, Aves, Passeriformes, Acanthisittidae. The record is from RefSeq and is a predicted model, not a curated record. The transcript has 3 exons. Gene Ontology annotation, biological process: response to type II interferon; response to interferon-alpha; type I interferon-mediated signaling pathway.